AAAUGCAGACAUGCAAUGGCCGUAUUUGAUUUGGAUCUUUAACAAUUGUCGAAGUAGUAAUCAAACAAGUCAGAAAAACUUACAUAAUCAAGUUAAAAUUGCUCACAUGACCAAUUUGUUUGAUCCCAUGACCAGUUCAAAUUCGCCAGCGCUUGACAUGCUCGAAGGGGCUCUGGACUCGGAAAAACCAAGCGAUUUAGAGGAAAGUAAAGGACGAGUUUUGACAGCCACAAGCCCUGAACAUGAAAGCGUUACUGUCACGGUAUCAACUGUAGGUGACGACCCAUCAGUAGCAGGCUCGAGCUGUCUUGGCUCGCAGUCGAAUCAUGCUCAAAGGUACGCCGAUCCGAAUGCUAUUCAAUACCAAUAUCGCCCAGACACGAAUCUAGAUGAAAAUCAUGUACACACAUCGGCGAAUUACGGCAACGGCACUCACAUCCGUGUUGUCCAAGUGCAUGGCGACGAAGGCGAACACACGCUUGAUCGAGUCGAUGUUCCAGUCUCCGAAAACAAUUUCGUGCAGUCUUCCCAUGUUGCUCAACCAACUGUCAUACAAAGUCCAUUCCCUGAAUCUCCACCGACUCAAGUCGACGGUGAUUCUGGUCGAUUUGCUUACUAUUCGCAUGCAACUACUGAUCAAGGAAGUGCAGGGCAAGGUGAAAGUAUAGAUCCAAAUACAGCUUACAUUGUGAGAACGGUACCCGUUAGUGGACUCACUCAGCCUUCUUCACCCAUUCCUGCGGGAAAUGUGAUUCCUGUCACUCAGGGUACCCAAGGGCAGUUUUAUGUGAUGAUGCCUCAAGAUGUCUUGCAAGCUGGAAGUCAACGAACUAUUGCUCCAAGGUCUCAUCCUACCAAUACGAAAGUUGAUAGUCAAAGAACCCCACGUGAUGAGAAAAGAAGGGCAACUCACAACGAGGUUGAAAGACGCAGAAGAGACAAGAUCAACAACUGGAUUGACAAGUUGGCAAAACUCUUACCUGAAAGUGACCAGGAUCAUUCAAAGCAAGGGCAGGUAGACGUGAAAAGCAAAGGAGGUGUUCUUGGUAAAACCGUCGACUAUAUACACGAUUUAAGGUCAGCUAAUGCACGAAUGGCAGACGCAGUAAAAGAAAACGAACGGUUACUGAUUGAUGUUGAAUUGAUGAGGCAACAGUAUGAAGAAGCGACAAAAGAAGUUGCUAUGCUACGAACUCAAUUGCAACAACAUGGUAUUGAACCUGUGUCUACGUCAGCCAAUUCGCAACCACACUAACUUACAAUGUAGCUACUGACUUAUGUAAAUUUGCCAUAUAUGCUGUAACCAAUCGUGCAAAUUCAGGUUACCCAGCACGCUAAUAAGGAGAUUUUCUCCCGAGAAUACGAAAGGUUAUUUAUUGAUUAGAAUUCAACAUAGAACGCGCCAUUUUUAACAUAAAAAUCUUGUAAGGAUUACCGUAUACUAAUUAUUUGGCAUCUUUUUGCCAUUUCUAACUAUAUCACCAUUUCUACAUAUAUCGCCAUCGCCAUAUGUAAAUAGAUGUUUUGAAAUUAUCAUACCAAUAAAAAAAAGAGGUAAUUGCAUUUAA
This is a messenger RNA of Xenia sp. Carnegie-2017, 1568 nucleotides long. RefSeq names its product upstream stimulatory factor-like. Lineage: Eukaryota; Metazoa; Cnidaria; Anthozoa; Malacalcyonacea; Xeniidae. The record is from RefSeq and is a predicted model, not a curated record. The transcript has 5 exons. Gene Ontology annotation, molecular function: protein dimerization activity; RNA polymerase II cis-regulatory region sequence-specific DNA binding; DNA-binding transcription factor activity, RNA polymerase II-specific. Bases 11 to 1255 code for a protein of 414 amino acids. Gene Ontology annotation, biological process: regulation of transcription by RNA polymerase II.